GCCGGCCAAUCGACUGCUGAUUGGACACCCACCAAAGACAGAUGAAAGCUGCACCCAAUCCCAGAUCCCUUCGACUGGCUGAUGCGGAUGGCCCCUCGUUUGGAUUAGGGCUAGCGUGAGAGGACGGAGACGAAGGAAUUGUCGGUGGGGUUGCUGUGUUGUUUUCAUAUGUUUGUUUUAUAGCGCCAAGAACCGUUAGCUGGUGGCAGUUAGGAGAGCGAAUCCUGAGUGGAUGAAAUUCUUCAGGCGAAGCUUUCCCCCUCUUUGGGAGCCUUACUGUUGCACUUCUGCUUGUCACGCGGCUCUUCGAGGCCUUCGAGGUAGCGACCUUUCCCUUCAUACUGGUGGCAAGCCCUGUGAAGUGUUGAAAUGUGCUGUAGAAACACUGAGGAGUACCAGUAGCAUAGCAAAAUGGCCAUGUUAUGACAGAUCAAGAGUUGGGAAAGGGCUUACACACUUGACUUCAUCUCUCUUUAACUCCUGAGACAACAGCUCAGCUGUAUGAUGUAAUGUUGAAAGCUGAAAACUGAACCCAGUUUAUCUUCAAGUCUUGCUGCUGUCUGCUGAGUUCUUGAACUUGCUUGAAGCUAGCCAACUUAUUUUGCUUCUUCCCCCCAUCCCACAAAACUUGAUCAGUUUUUAAAUGUGUUGGUGGCAAGAUACUCUUUGUCUGCCUGAGGCAACAGACUAGCAAACAAGAGGAUGCUAGUUUCUUUGAUACUGUGUGCAGUCCUGCUGCUGGGAGGGAGUGAAACUCAGAAUGAUGAAUGGAUUGAUCCAACAGAUAUGCUGAAUUAUGAUGCAGCUUCAGGAACAAUGAGAAAGCCUGAUAAGGUGAAUCAAGAUGAUUCUGAAAACAAGAAAAUGCCAGAAAAGGUGGUAGAAGAAAAUAUUGUGGAUGUUUCCAGCUGCCAAAGAAAACUAGAUUCUCUAACUCAGAAGCUUGACGAAUAUAACAAGAAAGAUAAAGCCAAGUUAUAUGAAAGCAAUAGCAUACAUGUUUUUAAGAGACACUUGAAUAAGAUUUUAAUUGAAGCUGGAAGACUUGGACUUCCUGAUAUCACUGGAGAGGCGCAUUAUGAUGCUGAGAUCAUCCUUACAAAACAGACAUUAAAUGAAAUCAACAGGUUUCUUAAUGAAGAUGGCUGGAAAUCAGGUGCUUUAGAUGAUGCACUCAGUGAUAUUCUGAUUAAUUUUAGGCAUCAUGAUUAUGAAGCUUGGAAAUGGACGUUUGAGGACACAUUUGGAGUUGAUCCAUAUAAUGUCUUCAUGGUACUUUUGUGUCUAGUAUGCAUUUCAGUAAUUGUUGCUACAGAACUGUGGACACACAUUGGUUGGUUUACACAGCUAAAACGUGUUUUAUUCAUAAGUUUUCUCAUCAGUUUUGGGUGGAACUGGAUGUACUUAUAUAAGGUAGCCUUUGCUCAGCAUCAAGCUGAAGUGGCAAAAAUGGGAAAUUUUGAUAACGUGUGUGCUGAGAAGAUCCACUGGAGUGAUGGCCUAAUAGAGUGGUUUAGAAGCUCAAUGACAUUCCAAGAUGAUCCUUGUCAAAAGUACUAUGAAACCAUACUAGUAAAUCCUAUCUGGCUUGUUCCUCCAACAAAGGCAUUGGCUGUUACAUUCACCAAUUUUGUAACAGAGCCAUUGAAGCACAUAGGACAAGGAAUUGGUGAAUUUAUUAGAGCACUCAUGAAAGAGAUCCCAUUGUUGCUACAGGUUCCAGUGCUAGUCAUCAUAGCAGUGGCAAUUUUGAGUUUCUGCUAUGGGGCUGGAAGAUCAGUUACUGCACUAAGGCAGUUAACCUACCAGGACAAACAACUACCUCCUCCGCUUCCCCCAAGGAACAGAGAACUACAACAACAAAUACUACAUCGGCAACCAAAUGGUGCAGAUGAAAAUGGUGUCAGUAUGGUAGAAAAUAUGGGAAAUAUGCACUGCAUUGGCUGCAGCAAGAGAGGGCCUUAUGACAGGGGAGAUGCUUCAAUAAAGUGUUCAGAAGAAGUAAAUUCACAAAAAGAAAUAAAAAAGAACAGUGAAGACCAUCUUAAAGGAUUUUAUACCAAACCAAGUGAUCAGGCUGCUGACAGAAUAGAGAUGAAUAGCACAGAUCAAAGCCUGGAGGAAGAAAACUGUGUUGAACCAGACAGAUCUAGCCAUAUACAAGAACUCAGAAGAGGCAAUGGAGAUGAAAGAAAAUGUAGCCUUAAAGAGGACAGGAUUAUGAAGCAAGAAGCUCUGGAGCUAACAGGAUUUAAGAGGAAGGAGAGCAGCUCAUGUGAAUUAGAAGAACCCACAGAGAAGGUUACAGAAAGUUUGCGUUUCACUAAACAAAAUCUGAAGAACACUGCGUCUUGAUAAACCCUUCAUUUACAUCAGGGAAUGAUUUUUUGAAAUGCUUCUGCUAACAAAAAAGUGAUACUCUUGAAUCAGCUUUGUCACUUGUCAGUGCCUCAGUACUUCAUUGCAUAGUAGGAUAUUAGGCACAUUGUUAUUAAAAACCUGUAUUAUAUUUGUCUGGUAUCUUUGUAUUAGGUACAGGAGCUUCAACUCAUCAUAAAAGCAUCUUAAUGAGAAAAUCAUUCUAAAAUCUGGAAGUGACUCUCCUUUUAAGAUGCAUUAAAAUAGCUUUGUAUGGUAUGUACGGCUUUACCAAAUAUACACAACACAUUCUAAGGUUUUUGUAGUUGCUAUUUGCCAACAAAAUAAACUUUAACAAAAUA
Molecule: messenger RNA, 2720 nt
Organism: Rhineura floridana
Lineage: Eukaryota; Metazoa; Chordata; Lepidosauria; Squamata; Rhineuridae
Gene: CLCC1
Product: chloride channel CLIC like 1
Exons: 16
Coding region: 703-2355 (550 amino acids)
Cellular component (GO): endoplasmic reticulum; membrane
Molecular function (GO): chloride channel activity
Source: RefSeq, a predicted model, not a curated record